Messenger RNA from Melanotaenia boesemani (Boeseman's rainbowfish), 6554 nucleotides. It is a transcript of the gene arap2, whose product is annotated as ArfGAP with RhoGAP domain, ankyrin repeat and PH domain 2. The record is from RefSeq and is a predicted model, not a curated record. NCBI's taxonomy places the organism in Eukaryota, Metazoa, Chordata, Actinopteri, Atheriniformes, Melanotaeniidae. Gene Ontology annotation, molecular function: GTPase activator activity; protein binding. The coding region runs from base 276 to 5219 and encodes 1647 amino acids. Gene Ontology annotation, biological process: signal transduction. The transcript has 33 exons.
GCAAGUGUGAUGCUGGACGGCUCAGCUCGCGCCGCGCCUCGCUCUCGCGUGUUGGGCGUACAGCUUUCUUCUUCUUCUUCUUCUUCUUUUUUUUUUACACGGAAACGGCCGACAGUUUGAAAAGUCAUUUAACACUUUUAAAGCUUCGUAACUAAAAGUGGACACCGCGAGGGUGUAAAGGUGUGCGGACUAAAUGCCCGAAGUUUAUUUCCGUUUUCAACCCGCAGUGUGAACCCAGGCUUUCAUGCUCCAAGAAGAAGAACCAACAGAGCACCAUGUUGGAGCCUCUAGAUCCAAGCCUGGAAAUUACAGAGUGGCUGUCCACCCUCCACUUGUCCCAGUAUAUCUCCCUUUUCCAGCAUGGAGGUUAUCAAGCCUUGGAUGAGUGCAUGGACCUCACAGAUGAGCGCCUCCUGGAGCUUAAAGUGCUGCCAACAGGUCACCGAAGACGUAUCCUUCGGAGCUUGGAGGUACUGAAGCAGCAGAGUGGAGAAGAAGACACAGACGAGCAGGAUGGUCUAGAGAGCAAGAAGGGUCAAAAGAAACCGGUGCCAUACCCAAGACGUGUCUUCCUGAAGGAUAGAAAGAGGGGGAUGUCAUGUCAACUCCAAUCAAAGGAGAAUAGGGAGUAUGACUUUGAAGGAAGUCAGACUUUGCCUGCUAGAGCAGGACUGGGAACUGACCCUGGGAACUUUCCAGACACUCGACACCUCACACCACCUCAGCCGAUGAGGCGUAACCCCAAUAACAUAGUGAAAUCUGUGUUGGCACAAACCUGUGUGUCCUCCCCCGUGCACUCCAGCAGCAGCAGCAGCAACGACUCCCUUUCCACCCCAGAAAUGCCCUCAGAUUUGGAAGAGCCCCUACAUUAUAACACAGACUCUGUGUCCUCUGCUGCUGAAGUCCCUCUCCCAGCGCUAACUGAUGACAACGGGGGAUUUCAUUGUGAAAUGGUUGACAACUUAAUUUAUGAAACACAGUCCUCUUUUAAGGGUCUUGAAGGUCCACAGCUUUCUCGCUCCUAUCGAUUGAGGCAUCGGCCUGUUCCUGAAAUCCCCGAUCAGACCAUUAUCCCACCUCAGGACAGGAGUGCACCACCAGCACAAACAACCAGCCCUGAACACCUAGCUGGCUCAGAGGGUCCCACAGGUGCAAACCGCAUACAGAAAGCUCCACUUCAAAGAACCUUGACACCUAUUGCUCCCUAUGGAGAAACAUUCCUGUACAACAGCCCUGAAACUGCUCUGGACCGAGAUACUAAAGAAGGGUUGCAGAAGGGGUUUAAGGCCAAGAUAAAACAGAAGAAACAGAGAAACAAAUCAAAGGAGAAAGAGUGUCCACCAGCACCUACUGUCCCAGAUCCCUACAGAAAUGAGUACUCAACAGUGGAUGAGUGUACCAGUUUGCCACCCCGGGCCUGUUUGGACCAAGGUCUGGCUGUGACCCCUGACAACAGAUCCAUGAUCAUGGCGGAGUGUGACCUCUACUCAGAGCCUGCAGAUGCUCUAGGAGCCGUCACCACAAAUGCACUGCCUGAUAUUUCGCCGUAUGCAUGCUUUUACGGAGCUCCCAAACACCAAGUGCUCAAAGUGGGCUGGUUGGACAAGCUGUCGCCUCAAGGAAACUGUGUUUUUCAAAGGAGGUGGGUGAGGUUUGAUGGCGAGAGUCUGGCAUACUACAACAAUGACAAGGAGAUGUACUCGAAAGGUAUGAUCUUGGCCAGUGCCAUCAGGCAGGUGCGAGGACCGGGCGACAACAAGUUUGAAGUUGUGACUUCCCUACGGACCUUCAUAUUCCGAGCUGAAAGAGAAGGGGAGCGCCAGGAGUGGAUGGAAACUCUUCAGAUGGCCACGCGCCCCCCUGCCUGCAGAUCCCAGAAGCGCUCCGACAGCCUUCCCCACCUCUCCUCCACAAACAAGCGGGGUUUGCUGGAGCUUCGCGGUUACAAAGGCAGAGUGCUGGUGUCCCUCGUGGGGAAUAAAGUCAGGCUCUGCAAAACAGAACAGGACUACAGAGCUGGGCUGGCUAUAGCCCAGGUAGAACUGACUGCUGCUAACAUCAGAGACAUGGACCGCAGGGGCUUUGAAAUCAACACACCCUUCAAAAAUUUCUGCUUCACGGCAGAGUCAGAACGUGAGAAAGCGGAGUGGAUUGAAGCGGUCCAAGAAUCGAUUGCUGAGAUGCUGUACGACUACGAAGUGGCAGAGAAGAUCUGGUUCAACAAGGCCAACAGGAGCUGCGCUGACUGUGGUGCUCCGCAGCCGGAGUGGGCGUCGGUCAAUCUGGGCGUGGUCAUCUGCAAGCAAUGUGCAGGACAGCACCGCUUCCUUGGUCCAAGUCUUUCGAAGGUGAGAAGCCUAAAGUUGGACAGUAGCAUCUGGAGCAAUGAACUUGUGGAGCUCUUCCUGGAGGUGGGGAACAGAAACGCGAACAGUUUCUGGGCUGCGAAUCUUCCCUCGGAGGAGGAGCUCCAUAGUGGGGCUUCCGCUGAGCAGCGUGCCACGUUCAUCUGCAGGAAGUACAGGGAGAGAAAAUACCGGAAGGUCCUGCAAGGCUUUCAUAACCUUCAGCAGCUCAAUCGGGCACUUUGUGCAGCUGUGGUGUUGCCUGACGUGCUGCAGACCAUGGCACUGGUGUUCAGUGGGGCAGAUGUUAUGUGUGCCACUGGGGAUCCGACCUACUCCACCCCUUACCUUUUGGCUCAGCGCGCUGGACAGAAACUGCAGAUGGAGUUCCUGCACCAGAACAAACUAUCUGAUUUCCCCAGAUUAGAGCAGUGGUCGGACAACACCUCGCUGUCUGAUGCUUCCCUCUUCAUGGACGGCUUCCUCUACGUCUCCUCUGGCCCUGCCAAGGCAACUUUGGAUCGGCGCGGAAGAGACGACAUGGCGCGUCGUUGGUGUACGUUGGAGGGCGGCUUCCUGAGUUACUAUGAGAGCGAGCGAAGCCCCUCAGCCAUGGGGAGAGUGGACAUCAGCGAAGUGGUCAGCCUGGCUGUCAACAACUCGGAGACAAUGACUGGAGCUGGAGCCAUGUUCACCGUUGAGCUGUACCUGCAGACAGAGCGAGUGCUGAUUGUUGGAGCUGAAACACAGAAUACACAGCAUGGCUGGAUCCAGGCGCUGACAAAGCACUUCAUUCCGUUUAAAGUUGAGGGUCUGGUUCGGAAAGACAGUGAAUUGAUUGGCAGACUCCACUACAAAGAAGGCCACGACCUGUACCACUGGAGGAUGGGCUGGUUUAUGCUGGAAGGCUCUGCCCUGCACUACAGCUCAGGAGAUGAGGAGGGACAGGCGGAAAUCAUUCAACUCAAACAACUACAGGAGCUUACUGUCUCCACACAUACUAAGGGCGAGGACAAGAUCCAAGUCCUGCUGAUGGUGGGGUGUGGAAGCAGAACAGUUUACAUUCAUGGCUUCAACAAGAUGGACUUUUGUCUGUGGCACUCCGCCAUCACACUAGCUGCAGGGACAGACGGAAAAGCACUCAGCAACCAACAGCUGACUAAAAACGGGGUCCCUAUUAUUGUCGACAGCUGCAUUGCUUUUGUCACCCAGUAUGGGUUGUGCCAGGAGGGGGUCUACCAGAGGCGUGGGGACUCUGCUCGAGUGUCUGCCCUCCUAGAGGAAUUCACCCGCGAUGCCCGAAAUGUCAAGCUGAGGGAGAAGGAGCACCAUCUCGAGGAUGUGACGGACACCUUGAAGAGGUUCUUAUCCCAGGCAGAGGAUGCACUGCUGACCAAGGAGCUCUAUCCAUUCUGGGUGUCAGCUCUGGAUGAGAAGGACAAGAGGCAAAGAGUGAAGAAGUACUCUACUUUUAUAGAGAGUUUGCCGAAGAUCAACAGAUCAACCCUUAAUGCGCUGCUUCAACAUCUGUACAGGAUUCAGCAGUGUUCCCACCUCAACUGCAUGCCGAGUGAAAAACUGGCCUCGGUCUUCUCCUCCUGCUUGUUCCAGACUCGAGGACAAACCCCAGAGGAAAUUAGUGUGGUUCAUGACCUAAUCAGCAACUACAUUACACUCUUCAGUGUCAAUGAGGACCAGGUGCAACAGAUGGAGAGAGAGAAUUGCUUCAUCACACGCUGGAAUGACAAGAAGGACACCACAUUCUGUCCAGCUGGGGAUUUGAUUUUCGAGGUUUACCUGGAAAAAAAAGAGCCAGAGCAGUGCUGCUUAAUAAAGGUCUCUCCCAGUAUGCGGCCCUCAGAGCUUGCAGAAUCUGCGCUGAGUAUGAAGAAUGUCACUUUUAAAGCUGAUGACUUCUGGACCACCUUUGAAGUUAUUGAAAAUGGAGAACUGGAGCGACCGUUGCACCACAGUGAGAAGAUUCUUGAGCAGGUGUUGGAGUGGAGUAGCUUGGAAAGCCCUAGCUCUGCUUUUCUUGUUCUAAAGAAGUUUGCAUGGACCAGAAGAGCAGCUGAUGGUAAAGACCGAAGGCAGUUUAUAAAAGGCGAUCACAUGAAGUUCAGUGAUGGAUCCUCCAAACUUCUGUCGGGACACAGAUUUCAGGACAAGUAUGUUGUUCUACGUGCAGAGAAGCUUCUGCUCUACAGGGACAUUAAAAGUACCAAGGCAGAGAGAGCUGUCCAGUUGAAGACUGUGAAAUGUUACAUGGGCCUGAAGAAAAAGCUCAAGCCUCCCACCAACUGGGGCUUCACAAUCUACACUGACAAACAACAGUGGCACUUCUGCUGCGACAAGAGGGAGACGCAGGUCAGCUGGGUGACAGACAUCAUCGCCAUGAAGUUUGGGUCCGACCUCCAUUCAAAGACCAUCAACUCAACAGAAAUGGCAGAUCACAAACCAACCAGAGGUGGCGCUGUGUCAGAAGGGCCCAUGAGCCUACCAUGCAAGGACAGUUCCAGCCAACAGCUUACAAAUAGAAACGUUUCUUACAGAGAUGGAGACCAAAGGACCGUCAAGACUUCUAGUCUUCCCCUCAAAACCAAAAAUCUAGCAAACUCUCCAAAGCUAAGUGUCCUGACCAAGGCCCCAGAGCUUCCACAAAGAAGAACUUCUGUGGAUGUUUGUAUGCCACACCGACUACCCUCCCCAUCCUUGUCCAGACACCUGCAACCUAUGCCUUUGCCCGUCCCUCAGAGUAGCUGUAAGACACUCAGCAAAAGUCCAGUUGUCGGUGGUGAGAGUAUUAUGCCAGCUAAUCUGAUGAAUGAACUAAAUUCAGUGCUGAGUAAGACCGGUCGCAAGAAUAAUGACUGAAAAAGGAAGAACUGAAGAUCAGGACACACACUGAGAUGAAAACAAUAAAAAAAGAAGCCUGAAGGAAAGAUCACGCAGUGCAGAUGGAGACAAAGUGAUCUGCCCAACUCCAGGCUCUGAUCUCCAACUGCUUUUUAAGGAGAGAUACCGAUACACGGGGGAUGUGGAAAACAGAUGCAGGCUACAGCAGAGGUCAGAAAAACCUCAGCUGGAAGUGGCGCUGACCCAAGCACUACACAGUGUGUAGUCUAUAUCAAGACUAAGUUAGAAAAGCAUGUUCAGCUGUCCAACAGAAGUUAGCAGAAAGUCUUUUCUCCAUUUUUUUCUGCUUCAUGUUUCUUUGAGAAGCUGAUUUCAUCCACACCUGGAAAGUAUUUUUCCACUUUUUCCACCUUCCAGUUAAAGUUUUCAUAAACAUUUUAUUCUUCAUAGCACUUUUAUAAAGAAAAAUGUUUAUAAUAGAUGUGUAUAUUCAGCUGCCUUCCAUAUUUUUAUAUUGCACGCAAGGUUUAAAAACAGAAGUGUGUGCUUUUUAUGAAAUGGAGAAAAGAGCAGACUGAGCCAUUAAUAGUGACUAAUACUCAUAUAUUUUAUUGGCUAUUAGCUGGUCGAUGGGGAGAAACUAAAGUGUUAAGUGUUACUAUUUAUUUUUAAUAAAGUGACCUUUUUACAUGCAGGAAUACUGUAACAUUUAACUGUUCAGCUAAUAGCUGUGUUUUUAAGGCUGUUGAGCUUUUUCAGUAGCACACCACUUUAAUUUUUAAACUGGCUGCCCCAAAUGUAAUUUUAAUGCACAGCAUGAAUAUAUUAAUAAACAUUUAAAAAAUGCUUUGACAUGCUGUUUUUAGUGAACAGUUUAAUCUUUAAUGAUAACUUAUUUCUAUUUGGCUGACAGUUUAGUGCAGGUUGCAACAUCAAAAUAUUCCCUGCUAUACGUCAGCCUGAUUACGUCACGGAAAGUUUGCCUUCUUCUGGGGAAAUUUGGGAAAUGUUUAUAUGUGAGUUGAGCACAGUUACAGGACAGAUAUGCUUAUACAGUUCCUGUUGUAUGUUAAAUGGUCCCCAACAUAAAACAGUAGUAUAUGAGGGGUCAAAUGGAAAGUAUUGCUAGGAAUUACCAAGACAUCUAUAAAUUAGCAGCAGCUUCUUCAGUGAGCCAGUAAAAGCGUUGCUAAUGUGUUCAGCUCUCUUUGUGAUUUCUGAAAGAGCCAAAGAUGUCAGUCGUUUUGAGACGACCUCUAACUCUUGUUUCCUGGUUAUUUAUAUAAAUUCAUAACAAACUGAUUUACUUAUUACCCUGAUGUGGCUGUUAAACCUGAAAUAAAACACUUGGAU